UGUCAAGCGCCAAUCAAUCACCACCAGAACAAAAGAUCCGUUGCAAUUUGUAUCUGUUGCCGGCGUUUGUGUAAUAUAAUUUCAAUUAUCCUGUGUUUUACGUGCUAUUUAGUUAAUAUAAGUGUUAUUUUGAUCAAUUCUUAAUGUGCUUAAUCGAUUGUGCUUAAAAAAUAUUUCACUGGAUCAAUUAAUUGUGUUUCGAGACAGUUGGAGCUCUCCACCUAUAGAACCACCUGUAGCAGCAGUAAAUAUGGAAAGCAGCCCAAGUGCCAAUAAUAGCAGCAUUCGCUUCAAAACACCACCAGCGUCAAUCAAGUGGAAAAAGUUAUUUCGUGGAUCGGAAGUGGAUGAGGUAGAAUUUUCCGACGAGGACAAAGAGAAUAGCUUCUUGGGAAGUGACGGAAGAUCGCCUCUGCUGAAAUUUCCUCUGAAGGAGCGGGUGGCCUGUACGACGAGUAAGAAACGGAUCCACUUCAAGCGUCGAAGGCCAGGAGCUGCAGAGGACGGACUCACGGGAGGGCUGAAACCGUGCAGUGUUUUUACGCCAUUGAACAAGCUCAAACCCACCCAGCUAAUCGGCUCCGGAACCGAUUCGGACUGGCGCAGUUUCUUCAGCAACUCCUUCGAAGUCAACCAGAGUUUUCCGCGCAUCACCACCAAUCUCCGGGAACGUCGCCGUCGGGAUGAAGACCAGCGCUGGCCGCUGAAUACGCCGUUACGUUUCCAUCGAGUUGCCACUCCUUACGCUGCCACCACCGGGAAAGCCAAACAUCAACGGUCGGCUUUCAUGGAUCGCGUCCGGGUAGACGGGGCCAACGGGCUGCGCUUCACAGCGUUCCGUCCCAAGGGAUGCCUCUCACAUGGCGUCAAUUCACCGUACAACAAUUCUUACGUGGCAUCGACGUCCGAAUCGAUAGGUCGUCUGCCGAAGAGUGGCAUCAACCCGAACAAGGCGGUUUUUACGAUCGACAGCAAAACGUCGCAGAUUUUGAUCGUAAACCGCAAUGCGUGCGAUUUGCUAGGUUACAGUUCCAAGGAGCUGUGCGAAAUGCAGUUCGCCAAUUUGUUACCAAAUAAGAACAAGAUGCAUGUCUCUGCGCUGGCGGAGGGACAACUCAAUAGUGAGGACGGAACUGUGAUCAUACUUAGCGGAAAGGUCGUAGAGCUGUGCACCAAGUCCGGUGAGAACGUGGCUGUUUCCUUGUGGGUGAGGCAAAUCGAUAGCGAGUCAAGAUGUUUAGCAGUUGCCGAACCUGUUGAGAGGCGAGUAGCCCAGUUGUUGGUGGACAAAAGUGGCUACAUUAUUUCCGGGGAUUACGAAGCGUUGCUGUUGUUUCAAUUGGAUUCGAUAGAAAAGUUCAAUGGUAUGGAUGUAACGCUUUUGAUUCCGGCGAUUCAGUUGCCCGACGCGGACGGGAGCAUGAUUGCCAAGCACAUCCGGAAGCAGAAAGCAACCGGGAAAACGGCGGAAGGAGUCGCUUUUCCUCUGUGCCUGAUGAUAUCGCAUCACGAUUCCGGAACGGACACCACCGACAGUGGCUUAUCGAAUCCGAACCAGCUGUACGUGAUCACCAUUUGGGUGUUCACCAACAUCUCCGGGUUGAUCGUGAUCGACGAGAACUCCGUCAUUGAGUCGUGCAACCAUCAUUUUUCUAUGCUGAUGUUCGGAUAUCCCCAGAAUAAGAUCAUUGGAGAGCAUAUAACGAAGUUGUUGCCGAACUUUGGUCAGGAGUGCGAUUAUCUAGGUUUUAUGAACCGCAGUCGAAAUGCAACGUUAUCGUCGCUGGAUAAUGACGAGUCGGAAACGGAGACGGAUCACGUUGAUUUCGAGAACAAGGAAGAAUUUAUUCAUAAUGCUAUCAAUAAUAUGAAGAGCACGUCGGAUGUGGCUUGCAGUCCGGUCAAGGAGACGAGAAAGGUGUGCUUAGACUUUACUACAACCUCCACAAGUAAUAAUCGAUCCGACGUGACAUCCUGCUCUGCAUCACCAAAUGUAGUUACCGAUCAAUUGGCUGUCGAAAAUAGGUCGCAAAACAAAAUCGAAGCCACUGAAACUAGUGGCUUAUUCAGCUCUAUAGUCGUUAGCUCUGUGCCGGAAAAUCUGCUCUACGCGGAGAGUAACAGCGAGAACAAUCGAAAUUACGCUAAUCUGUCCAGUUCGGCCAGUUGCAGUGCGUUGAAAUCGGUUGCUGCAUCGUGUGCAAUAAAAGAAACUCUCAUCAAACCACCGGCACUGGAAGACUGUUCAAAUUUGGUCGAUUGUGAUUUGCUAACGCCCGUCAACGAAUGCCUCAAUUUACUGAGCGGUAAGAACAAUUCUGCAGAAAGUCCCUCCAAGGAGCAACUCUACACUUCCGAGGACAUCAAUUCAGUGCUGCUGAAGCACUCUACCAGCCAUGACUAUUCUGCUCCUCUGAGUGCCCCUCCGACCGUCACCACACCCCGCUAUAUCAAACCAUAUGAACUGGCGAAGACGAUGGUCACUUCUACCCCCGACCAACAGAAACGACACUCGGCAGUUGGGACACUUCCCGUUCCGAGUGGACCCCGGAGGUCAAUCUAUUCGGAUGGGAAGUAUCGCGGAGAAGCCAUCCACUACGACGGAAAUGUGAUCGACAUAUUAUACACCAUUUCAAACCAGACGCUGCCCUGUGGCCGGAAGGUCUACUGCAUCUGGGUGAGCCGAGAUCCGGAUUCGUCGUACAACAAUCUCGAAGACGAGGACAAACACCAGAAUCUGACGCUGACGUUCAACAGCAUAACGAGUACGGUGGAUAACUCCCUUGGACAAGCGAUCAAAAAUACGGCGGCAGCGCAGCAUUCGGAACGACCGAGCUCGGUUUCCCGCAUGUCACAGUGUGACGAGGAUUUGACCCACGGAGAGUACAGCAAGUACUACACGCUGGUGAGGCACAUUGGGAAGGGUGCGUACGGGUACGUGAAGUUGAGCUACCGGAAUUCAGACAGAUUAUUGGUGAUAUCAAAGUUCAUACUGAAAGAAAAGCUCGUUCCGCAGUUUAUGAUAACGACCGAUGACAAACGAGAGAUUCCGAUGGAAGUAUACUUGUUAACGCACGUGAAGCAUCCGAAUAUCGUCAACAUGUUCGAUUGGUUCGAAAACGAAAAGUUCUUCCAAGUGGUGAUGGAAAUUCACGGAUCCGGAAUGGAUCUGUUCGAGUUCAUCGAUCGACGACCCGUUAUGACGGAAAAGCUAGGCUGUUUGAUAUUCCGGCAGAUUGCCAACGCGGUUGCCUUUCUGCAUUCGCUGAACAUCCUGCAUCGGGAUAUCAAGGAUGAAAACGUCAUCAUCGAUCACAAUUUCCAUAUCAAGCUGAUUGACUUUGGAUCAGCAACGUUCGUACAGGAGGGACAGCUGUUCUCUACUUUUUACGGCACGACUGAGUACUGCAGUCCGGAAGUGUUGGCGGGUAACCGAUAUUCGGGACCGGAGCUUGAAAUGUGGGCGCUUGGUGUGACGUUGUACGUGUUGAUGUUCUUCGAAAAUCCUUUUGUUGACGUUGAGGAAAUCUUGCAAUCAGAACUGAUUAUCCCACAUGAAAUCAGUGAAGAACUGGAAUACGUCUUGCUUUCUUUGUUGGACAAAAAUCCCAAGACUAGGAUCACAAUCAAAGAGCUUUUGGAAACGGAAUGGAUGACGCAGGAAAUCAAUCCGUCGCAGUUCAAUUUUGCCAAAAUUAUACCCUGUGAACCAUACGAAACCAACCCGGAGAAGUACUACGUAGAUCCGAACAUCUGUUCCAGCCAAACUGGACUGUCCACCUCACCGCACAGCCUUUCGAUGGUGGACGAUGUCGACGGAGAAGAUGAUGACGAACACGCACACAUGGAUGACUCGUUUAUGGAUCCUGAUGAGAUGAUGGAUGAUGACAUUUGUCCCCUGUCGCAUGAUGAUGAGCUUGGUAUGGAUGAUAAUCAUUCUGGAAGAGAGAUGAAUAUUCUCUCAACCGGGCUCACAAGCCUGUCCCUCAAGGAACCGGAUGGCACUUGCAUCAGUUUGGUUGAUGGUGAGCGAGUUGGCCCACCAGGCUCAACGCAUCAUACAACAGGAGCUUCAAUAGAAGACAUUUGUGAUACAGAAGAAAGUGAGAUACUGCUGGUGGUGUUGAAUGGCGACGAUAAGGAUGAGGAGGAGGAUGAGCAUGGCGGCGGCGGAAAUGAUGACCGAAGGCGGAUGAGGGAUGAACUUGGGGACGUGGCAACGGAAGCUAUAUCACAAUGUGAUCCGUCCAGUAGCAGUUGUAGCGUUGGUGGUGGCGUUGAAGGUGACCCUCCUAGCCCUUACAGCUCCCCUAGCAAAAGUGAUCGACAUAGACGACAGCAACAUAGGCGGAGACGAGCGUGGGAAACCAACCAUCCGAUUGUUGUCGUGACUUCGCUAGAACCGGAUUGCAAUAGCAAGGGCGUUGAUGAGUUAGUCAUCAGCGAGUAUGACUAUAGCAAUGACAGCUUUGAAGAGGAUGCAGACGAUGGCGAGGAAAAGCCCGUCUGUAACAAGUCUCAGAUGAGCUAACUUCUUGUUCAUGCAUUCCUUUUUUCACAAACCAAAAAAUACGAUACUCAUUUUGUUUAGGUACUCAACCCAGCUAGGACGAAAUGCGCGCAAAAUAUAUGAAUAGAGAGUAUUAGUUGUUUAGCCAUAGCGGAGAGGAAAGAGUACUAGUUAAAAUCCACUGAUAGGAUAGUGCAAAUCAGACUCGAUAUAGCUAAAUUCUUAGAAACAAGUAAUACAGAGUCGUACACAACAGUAACAGCAGUAGUAUUAGUAGGAAAGACUAAAAACAAGCAAAUUUAACAUAACAAAUAAAUAAAAGCACACAGAUACACACACAAGUUUAGUAGCAUCUAUCAGAACAGAUUAUAUCAUUGUUGAACAGAUUAUAAUGAUUGAUUUUAAAAUAUAAAAUUGAAAAUUAGCAAUGGAAGCCUUCGUGGGAGGUGUACUGAAAGAAAGCAGUCUUUUCAUAGAGCUCGAUUAAAGUUUGAACUUCAGUAAAA
Messenger RNA from Aedes aegypti (yellow fever mosquito), 5016 nucleotides. RefSeq names its product PAS domain-containing serine/threonine-protein kinase (gene Pask). The transcript is spliced from 7 exons. Lineage: Eukaryota; Metazoa; Arthropoda; Insecta; Diptera; Culicidae. Gene Ontology annotation, cellular component: cytoplasm; nucleus; cytosol. Gene Ontology annotation, molecular function: protein serine/threonine kinase activity; ATP binding. The record is from RefSeq and is a predicted model, not a curated record. The coding region runs from base 251 to 4531 and encodes 1426 amino acids. Gene Ontology annotation, biological process: protein phosphorylation; intracellular signal transduction; negative regulation of glycogen biosynthetic process.